Messenger RNA from Dromiciops gliroides (monito del monte), 1439 nucleotides. Its product is annotated as zinc finger protein 852-like. The record is from RefSeq and is a predicted model, not a curated record. The transcript has 2 exons. The coding region runs from base 1 to 1077 and encodes 358 amino acids. Lineage: Eukaryota; Metazoa; Chordata; Mammalia; Microbiotheria; Microbiotheriidae.
AUGACUUUCAUCUUGAAUUCAGACCUCACUGGACAUCAGAAAAGCGAUAUUGGCAAAAAGCUUCAUCUAUGUAAUGAAAGAAGGAAGGCCUUCAGCCAGAACUCUAAGCUCAUUACUCACCAGAAGACUCACAUUAGAAAGGAGCCUGAUGAAUGUAAUGAAGAUAAUGAAUGUGGGAAGGCCUUUGGCUACAGGUCAUGCCUUAUUGGCCAUCAAAGAAUUCACACUGGAGAAAAACGUUAUAAAUGUAAUGAAUGUGGAAAGACCUUCUGUUACAAAUCAGUCCUUAUUGACCAUCAGAAAAUUCACACAGGAGAGAAACCUUAUGAAUUUCAAAAAUGUGGAAAGACUUUCCAGCAGAGUUGGAAUCUUGCUGUACAUCAAAGAAUCCACACUGGAAAGAAACCUUAUGAAUAUAAUCAAGGUGGAAAGACCUUCUGCUCCACAUCAAGCUUUUUGCAUCAUCGAAGAAUUCACACUAGAGGGAAACCUUAUGAAUGUAUUCAGUGUGGAAAGACUUUCCAAACAAAAUCCUAUCUUGCCACCCAUCAGAGAAUCCACACUGGAGAGAAACCUUAUGAAUAUACUAAGUGUGGAAAGACUUUCACAGAUAAUUCCAGUCUUGCUAGACAUCAGAGAACCCACACUGGAGAGAAACCUUACAAAUGCAAACAGUGUGGGAAUACUUUCUCCCAGAGCUCCCAUCUUCUUGCACAUCAGAGAAGGCACAAUGGAGAGAAACCUUAUGAAUGUAUUCAGUGUGGAAAGACUUUCACAGAGAGUUCCAAUCUUAUUGCACAUUGGAGAAUCCACACUGGAAAGAAACCUUAUGAAUGUAUUCAGUAUGGAAUUGCUUUUGCACAUAGUUCUAGUCUUGCUAAGCAUCAGAGAAUCCACACUGGCAUGAAACCUUAUGAAUGUAAUCAGUGUGGAAAGACUUUCACAGAGAAUUCCAGUCUUGUUAGGCAUCAGAGAAUCCACACUGGAGAGAGAAACCUUAUAAAUGUAAACAGUGUGGAAAGACUUUUGCACAUAGUUCCAGUCUUGCUAAGCAUCAGAGAAUCCACACUGGCAUGAAACCUUAUGAAUGUAAUCAGUGUGGAAAGGCUUUCACAAGGAGCUCUAAACUUGCUGAACAUCAAAGAAUCCACAAUGUGGUCAGCUAGGUGGCACAAUGGAGAAAGUACUCGCCUUGUUCAAAUCCAGCCUCAGACACUUGACACUUAACUAGCUGUGUGACCCUGGGCAAGUCACUUAACCUCAUUGCCCUGCAAAAACAAACAAACACAAAAACACAAAACCAAAAGAAGCCACACUGUAGAGAAAAUAUUAUGGGCCUAGCAUGCCAGAAGUUCUCUGGGGUACAUCAAAGAACCUUCUCCUUAAGAAACCAAACCAGGGGCAGCUAGAUGAUACAGUGGAUAGAGCACCAGCCCUGG